GCUGUAAUCAAUUGUUGUCGCUCGAGGCGAUUUGAUCCGAGCCCAGCUUGACAUUGACUCCUCUCCAUCGACCUCAGUACCACCACCGCCCACCUCUCUCACUGGUCGCUGCGUCCUACAACGUCGUGCACACAGUGGUCAGCCGCUGGCACGCCUUGCUGUAGCACCGCCACCGCCACACGUCUGCGUGCUAUCAUUGCCUCGCCCGCCAGACCGCCCGCACAUCACCUGCCCAUUGAGCCGCCUUGAAGCUGCCCCUUUGCGGUAUCAGACGGCUGCCCUGGUCACAGCAGAGCAUACAAGAUCACUUCGCCUCUCUCUACGGAACCUUGACUUCCGCACCAUGGCACCUGCGCAAGAUUUCCAAAUCCCAGCAGACGGGGCCGAUAAGGGCAAGGCUGCUGCUCACGAGACAUCAUCUCCCGACUCAGUCCCGUCACCAAACUCGGUCCUCUUCCCUUCACACUCAGGAGAAGGCGAAGGACUCAAUGCCGAAGGCAGCAAGGACAAAGGCAAAGGUCGACAACUCGAUAGCCUCAUCCAAGGUUCAGAGGAGCUGCGCACAUCUCGAGUCGACAAUGCUGUAGCUCCCGACUUUCCCUUCGAUCUGCAUAGUCCCUUCUCUUCCCCAUCUCGACUCCGCCAGAGCAGCAUCAUCAGCGCCGAGAGCCAGCAAUGCACGCCCGGCUCUCCUGUCACAUUUCGCAGCGGCAUCGAUAUUCAAACAACCGGCCCGCCACGACAUGCCAAGAGAGACUCUUUCGCAGUAGCAAGUGGUCGCAAGGCAUCCAUUGCGCAGUCUGGACACUCGCGACGCGGAUCUUCUCUCGGCACACCGUACGACUUCUUUGGAUCAACUUCGCUGGCCAGUACAGCACCUACGAGUAUCGAGUCAUCGUCUCCGCAGCAGGAAAAGCUUACGCACCCGCCAUCAAGCCCGUUGGUCUGGAGAGCAACGCAGACAAGCGGAGAAGCGUGUCGUCCACCUCAAGCAUCAGCUGCAUUGUCAGCCAGCGUCAGCAGCAGCCAUAUGGUACACCGGCAGCGCAGCACCAGCACACAGUCCGACACAGCUACCCGAUCAGCACCUCUCUCCGAUCAAGAGCUCACAAGGACUCGGAGUCACGAUCGAGCAUCACCGCCUCGUCGCGAAUGGAGUCGAGAUCCUGUCGACCGCCUCCCAGACUACGCUUCGAGGGAUGAUCUGCCUCUCUACAGCGAAGUCUCGCAAGCGCCUAAGCGCGAGCGCUUCAGGCAAGUCGUAGCAACUCGCGCCGUCAACAGUCGACUCGUACCGAGCAGGGUCGCUGCACGCCUAUCGCUCUUCGCCAAUGAGUCCUCGACGACAGAAGGCACUCCUCGCCCGACGGCGCCCGCCAAUGAUCAGCGCCGCAUCAUGAAUCGAUCCGACUCAGCUCCUGAAGUCUUUGGCCGUAACACGCCAACGACAGUGCGCUCGACUGUGGCAAGACAGCGUCGUGUGCAGCCUUGGACCGCAUCGCAAUACAUCUCUGGUGCACGCAUGGGCCCAGCGCCGGCCGGCUCUCGCCCGUCAACUGCUCGCUCUGCAGCGCGUCCUUCCACUGCUCGGUCCACAACGGCGCCCUCGGUCGGGGACGGUCAAACUACCUUCCUGUCGACUCUGAGAGACCGUGCUAGCGCCAUCCGCAGCCAUUCUCGCAGUGCUAGCUCUUCACUCGCUUCCUCACGUCGUAACAGCGCAUUCGGCGCGCACGCUGGUUGGCAGCCAAACUCGCGCCGACCCACUCACGGCCUCGGCAUCUCAUCGCCUUCAACGCCGCAGAACCGCAGUGGUGAUGUGACGCCAAGCCGCCUUUCGCGCCACGCCAAAUCGCUGUUUCAUCGAGGCGACUCGAGCUUUCGAGCAAAUCUAUCUGAGGCUCUUGCUCGAGUCAGGAGAGAUACGAGUUACGGAGCCCAUUCGCCCGAUGUCGUAGACUCUUCGUCAGCAGCGGGGAGAUCUUCUCCCACCUUUUUCAGCACUCAGGACACUGCCUGUAGCGAGCCUAUUGCUGUGACUCGCCAGACGCUGCGCGAACCUGCCCUGCUGCGGGCUGCUCUUCGAAGUCCAUCUCCUUCGCCGGCUGUCAUGGCGGCAUCGUCUUCUGCCUUCUCUGGAGGCGCCAGCAUCGUCGAUUCAUUCAAUAACCUUCUGCCGCGCGAGAUCCGCAUCCAAAUCUGCAAGCGUCUCAUCGAGUCCUUCGUCGACGACCACGCCGAGUUGUUGGACGAGGGUAAAUACCGCGGUAGCGUCUCGCGCUCCUCUGAACACAUCGGAUUUGAACGCGGCUUGCAAGAACUCAUCAGGCUCGCGCGCGUCAAUAAAGCCUUUCUUUCCCUCGUCACGGACGGCCAGCUCUGGCAGCGCCUCGACCAUGCAGCGCUCCCAGCCUUUGGUACCGGCGGCGUGCUGAAGAUGGUCAAAGCGACUGGGCCCUUCGUGCAGUCUCUCGAUCUGUCUGGCUUCCCGAAUUUGUCCUCAUCCGUGCUCGUACACCUUUCCCGACACCUAUCGGCGAGCGCCGCCGGAAUCAACUCGCUCAAGCACCUGCGGCUUUCGGGCCUUCGUCGACUGUCUGACAAGGCCAUUCAUCACUUGAUCAGGCGCUCUCCGCACCUCGUCUCGCUCGACUUGUCUAACCUCUCUUGCGUCUCGCGCGAGACGAUGGAGCUUUCUGCGCGAUGUUGCAAGGGUCUCAAGGAGCUCGACGUCUCGCGAUGCUCAGGUCUGGACGCUGCCGGCAUCACCGCAUGGCUGACAGGUCCCUCGACGUGGUCCACCUCGGGCUUCCGCGUGCUCAAGGCUGCUAAGCUGCGCGAUGUCGAUGAAGGUACUAUGCAGGCCAUAGGCAAGCAUCUUCCGGAUCUUGAGACGCUCGACCUCAGCUACAGCACCGGCCUCACAGACCAAUGCAUCGCCGCGUUGGUCGAGCAUGCCGGUCCGUCGGAGCCAUCACCCUCUGACGGCGAGAUCCGGCUCUACGUCGAGCUCACCGCUCGUCAAGCCGGCAUUCGAGUCACAGAGUGGACCCCCGAUGGCUUCUAUCGCGCCGUCUUUCCAAAUCUGAAGCAUCUCAAUCUGUCCUACACCGGCAUAACAGACCGCACUUGCUCAUCCCUCGCCUUUGGCGCACUUCCGUCCCUCGAGACGCUCCAGCUCGCAGGCAACCAAAACAUCAAGGACGAUGGACUCAUCUCUCUCAUCGAUUGUUCCCCUCGUCUUCGCAAGCUAGACCUUGAGGGGCUCGUCCUCGUCACGAAUGAUACGGCGCUGGCGCUGAUCCCUGGCGACAACUUGAGCCUACCGGGCGCGGAGCUCACUCACCUAAUUUUAUCGCAACAGACUGUUGUCGACUCGCCAACUUUGCUCGCUUUGGUGAAGGGAUGUCCAAAGCUUUACCACCUCGAGCUCGACGACACUCGCGCGAACGACGCGAUUGCAUUUCAAUGCUUCUCACUCAUUCGUCAGCGGGCAGCUGCAGCCCGAUCUCAGAGUGUCAACGGCAUCAGAUACAAGUCGGACGCUCCCCAAGCCUACCUAUCCGUCAUCGACUGCCGUCGCCUCACCCGCCAAGCAUGCAACGCCAUGCUGGCUUCAGGUCGCAUCCGUCCCCGCGUUGGGCAUCGCUCUCCCUCCUUCAAUCAGUUCGAGUACGGCGAUCCCGAUCUGGCCUCACCUCCGCUCACGACGAGUCUGGGAUUGAGCGAGCAGACCCGCAAUAUGCUGGCGGACGAGUGCAACCCCGAGCGGGUGUGCGUGAAGAGCUUUUGGUACUGGCAAGCCUUGGACAGGAAAGAGAGGGAGGCAAAAAAGACGAGGGCCAAGAAAGUGAAGGUGGCAAGCGCAAAUGGUGGCAGCGCAAACAGAAUGGCGGCCAGCGCGUUGUCCACCUUGGGCUUGACGAGGCGAGGCGGCAGCUCGAAUGAUAGUUCUCCCAGCCGAGUCGCAGCCCCAUCCUCCAGGACCAUCGCCUCACAUGCUACUGACUCAAGUACGACGGCUGCAGAGUCUGUCGCUACCACAUCGAAUGGCGCCGCUAACACUUCCUCAGCAAUAAUCAGCGCAGCUCCAUCGAGCAGCCAGUCCUCACGAUGGACGCGUCUCGCCCAUUCCCUUUUCGUCCUGUCCGACCUCGAGGAUGACGAAGGCGGUGUAGGGCGUCGUACCUCCAUACUACCGCACGUGGUCAACGACGACGACGAUGAUGUAGGUGGCCGCAAUGUAUGCGUCGUCAUGUAGGCUGGCGCGCACGCAAAGGAUGCCAUACGGCCCUCAAGGCUACACGCGACCCCAUUUACGAACACUCUGCGGCGACAAUGACCCUGAAUCUUCCCAUCGGACACCUGAAGCCUCCUUUCAUAUCUUCUCAUUCACAUAUCUGUAGCAACUCUCUCUCCCGCUCGACUCUAUCAGUCCUCUACUUCAAGCUUCUCUACUUCACCGCUCUCCUCCACUGUAGUCCUUUCUCACGUGUCCUCGCUCCGCUGCCACACGCUCCGUCCAAGUCUUCGAUUCUCGUCUGUCUCGUCUGUCUCCUCUCGCCUUACUAUGAAAUCCAUACACUCUGCUCUCCAUAUUGGAAAAGAGAAUCACACCCAGUACAUGCCUGGCAUCGAGCGGCUCA
Molecule: messenger RNA, 4646 nt
Organism: Jaminaea rosea
Lineage: Eukaryota; Fungi; Basidiomycota; Exobasidiomycetes; Microstromatales
Product: RNI-like protein
Exons: 1
Coding region: 344-4261 (1305 amino acids)
Biological process (GO): SCF-dependent proteasomal ubiquitin-dependent protein catabolic process
Cellular component (GO): SCF ubiquitin ligase complex
Molecular function (GO): protein binding
Source: RefSeq, a predicted model, not a curated record